AUGCGGUGCAGAACCAUUCGAGACAAUUAUUGGAUAUCGGACGGGCGGACGGUUUGGAUAUCGCUUGUUUUGAUGGAUGAUGUACUUAAGCAGUUGGAAGAUGCAGCUACUGCACAACUGCUGUCGGUAAAGUCGGAAGAUCGUAAACGAGCAGAAGAGAAGAUUUUACAAUUCCGUUCAUGCUCUGAGCCUUACGAAAUCUGCACUGUUAUUUUAACUCGUUCAAAUAAUGAUUGUCUGCUAUAUGAAGCUGGUCGAUGUCUGUCCCAUGCAGUGGUUAGAGAAUGGAAUUCUGUUUUCGCUUCGUCAUUUGAAAGUGUAGAUGGCUGUAAAGCACUGCAGCUUCUAACUUUUAUCUUGGAAUGGUCACAAAGUCGUGGAUUCGAGUGCGGUCCUGCUGCUCGUCAGCGAAUUUUAAGUGCUGCUGGAGCACUCGUUAAAAGAGCUUCAGCAGCCCAUGCCGAAAAAGUUGCUGCUGCCUGGAGAUCUACAAAGGUCGAUGAAAAUGUCAUUCAUACAACUGGCCUAGGAUCUCGAAUACUUACCACACCACCAGAUGAUCCAGGACCUGCUUGUUGGUUAUUGAUUAAGUUGAUUGAACACAUCGAAGAGUUGAUCCAGCCGCUUACACAAUCAGACUUAUCUGGCAUAAAUAACGAUCAAGAACCUAUUUUUAAACGAGGAUUAUUAGGUCUGUUUAUAUUGUCUGCAUUAUUGGAUGAAUUUUCCUACUCCGAAGACAGUGCACAGCUGAAUAUGCCAUUGGAAGCACAUGUUUUCCUUCGAGCUAGAUUUCAGGACUAUGAACUAGUACGAUUAUUUAAAAAUUUACUUUGCUUAGCAAAUCAACUGUUAGUUUAUUGGUCAUCGCUGGAUUGUUCAGCAUUAAGUCAAGGACAAAGUGAAGUUGUAUUCAGAGUAAUAAGUUGCCUGGAUAUGAUUACAGGUUGGGAUUUCUUACCACGUGAACUUAUUCGUUUUCAUGCCAGUCAAUUAAGACGUUCUGAUCAAGAAGCUCGUUUUCGUCCUAGUGAUAAAUGGAGUGAUACGAUGGGAACAGAUGCCUUUCCGAGGACUUUAUUACUAUUUAUUAAAUUACACACAUGGGUUCGCGGUUCAGAUCUGCUUGGUGCACGAACAUUGUCAUGUUUAGUUCGCUUCUCUUUAAUGUCUGGCCCUCUGAUUUAUCCAAUUUCUUCAUUAACUUGUAUAAAUAAUAAUUCAUCUUACCACAAUGGAAUUUCUUCAUCAAAUUAUAAUGAAAAUCAAUCACUGGGUUCACCAAGUACAAUGCAUUACCUAAUACUGAUUGAAAAUUUAAAUUGUUGGCUAGGAAAAGAAAUACCUAUGGAAGAUCCCAUACAACUAUCAUUCGAGUCGCUCACAGAUCAAAUACCAGGAAUACGUAAUGAAAUAUCUAAUCGAAUAGCAGAUAGUCGUUCAAUUCCAAGUAUAACAUUAGAAAAUUUAUUACCAUAUGAGUUAUCUAUCUUAUCUGAAUUCAUACUUAAUUUAAUGUUGAAUAGUUCACGUGCAUGGGAACCUGUUGAACGAGUUUUAUCAUUGCCUAAAUUCAGCUCACAAGAAUCUUUAUCCAGUGAAAUAUGCCAGUCUAUGUUUCAUAUUGGUUUAAUUAGUUUAUGGGUGAUGGAUAAAUUCUUUGCUUUUCUUUCUUCCCUAUUAAUACAGUGUAUACGAAUACAGACAGAAUGUUCCACAGAUGGAGAUGAUAAUGGUCAGUUAGCUCAUGAAGCUGUUGAACGUUUAUUCAACUGUUGGAGUGAUCUUCUUGAUUUAAUCCCAUCAUCGUUAAGUGAACAGGCACGAUCUCAAAAGAAUCACAAUCUAACAACAAUUGGUUCUACUGAUGAAGAUAAUUCACCGUUGCCUUUAACUACUGGACAAGUACAAAACUCUGACCAGUUGGCUCAGAAAAUGAAAAAGCUACUUGGAUUGUUACGAAGUAGUAAUUCAUCACGACAAUCACAAUUAUUCCAAUUUUUCCUUGCAUCCAAAAUGGUUCAACCGGUUGGUUUACGUCGAACUUGCAGUCAUGAUAAUAAUGAAGAGAUAGAUCUUGAAUUGGAUGAAGAUGAUAUGACUUCUUCAGAGGAUAGUUUAUUCGCUGUAGGAUCUUGUGGUUUAUCUACUCCUGAAGAAUCAGUCACUACACUUGUUCGUUUAAUAAAUGAACGUGUUACCCAAUUGAUUCAAUUACAAAGCUGUGAAUCUUUAAAAUCAAUUGAUUUAUUCGAAGAUAUUCAUUGGUUAUUAUUGAUUAGUGGACAUUUUCUUGUCUCUGGUCCUGCAUCAUUAACAAGUGUUCUACGAAUGGGUUCUCCAUGGGAUACACAAUUCUCAAUACCUCAUCAAAUUUUAUAUCUUGGUUCUAACGAUACAGUCGAUGUGAUAAAUAGUCGUCGUUUAAUAUUAAUGUCUAUUGCACAAUGUCCUGAUAUGAAUAGUAGUUGGCCUCCAGACAAUUUACCAUAUACACAUAUUCCUUCUUUAAUAAUUUUGUUAUGUUCUCUCUUCCGUCUAUUAUGGUUACAAGUUGCUUAUGGUGUUGGGAGUGCUCAAUUGGUUACGGAUAAUUUUUGGUUAAUGACACGUUUAGCUGUCACAUAUUUCUGCCAUAAUGUAGUCGAUCGGGAUACAUUAAUGUCUAAUAUUUCUCGAUCACCGAUCAUGACAAUACUUCAAGCUGAAUCUGUUCACCCAUUACCAGCACAUCAAGGUGUAUUUUUGUCAAAUAAAACAUAUAACGGAGAAAAUCAACUUUCAGAGAGAAAAGAAAAUCUAUUGCCAGAAAGUUGUAAUGAUAUAAAUCGAGUUUGUAUUCAAGGUUUAUUAAUGUGUGUACGUUUAGCAUUAGAUAAAUGGUCACACGAACCCCAAGCACUAAGUUCACUAACGCGACUAUUGAGUGUGCUCAGUAUGCAUUCACCUAAUUCAUCAUCUGAUUUAGCUUGUUCCGCGUGGUAUGACAUAUGUACGCUUGUCGCUGGUCCUCAGGCUUCAGAACACACAUGGCCUAAUUUGUCGACAGAUAGUUUAAUUCAAUUAGUUGAAGCCUGUUUAUGCGGCAGUUGGGGAAUUGAUAAAACAAAACUAUCAUCAUCGGCAUUAGUUCAGCAGCAGCAUCAAAGUAAUGAAGAUGUCUCCGAUACAUUGCUACUACAGCUUAUCCGCGAGAUUCGAGAACAUGUUCUUCGUGUAAUCAAUGUUCUUACACAUGAUGAGGCGUCUUUCAGUUCACUUCAAGAUUCUACAGCCACUAAUAUGUUGGUUAAUUGUACAGCUGUUUUAAGAGGUGUUUCACGUGCUGUAGGAUCAAUAGCAACAAACAGUAACUCAACUACCGAUUUAGUUUCAUUAGUUUGGAAUGGUCUUUUAGGUCCAUUCUUAUCACAUAGUGCAAAUUAUUUAGUGUUGAAAUGUCAUAAUUACUCAGAUGCUUUACAAUCAUUAUUCUCUUUAUUCACUGAUGUUGCUGAUUCCUGUCUAAUUUAUUUGGCCGGUCUUCCAUCAUCAUUUCCAGAAUCAUUAUUGAAUAAUGAUUCUACAGUUGUACAAUCAUCAUUGGAAACAAAUAAUGAAACUAGAAAUGGUUGUGCUACUCCAUAUGCUUCUGGUUCAUUUUUAAAUUGGACAGUUGUUCUAUGCAAACAUUAUACUAAAAUUACACAAGGUAAAUUAAAUUUUGAAGCGACAUCUGAAGAUGAUCAAAUUCAAGAACUUCAACUUUUACUUAAUCUCCUAAAUCGUGUUCUUUAUCAUGAAUUUGAAUUAAGGCUUAGUGGCGCUAUAGUUUUAUCUCGGGUUGAUAAUGAACUAGUUAUUCAACCAGAUUCUAUGAAUUCUCAAGAUGCAACAUGUAGUACUAUUCCGACAGUUGAUGCAGCCGUUAUUGGUUUAGGACAUUUAUUACCGUUAAUAACAGAAUCUAAUUUAACAAUCCCAGAAUUAUGUCAAGCAUUUUAUUCGCUAGCCUCUUAUGCAUGUGAAUUACGUCCUCAGGGAUUCAUCCGACUUACAGACAAUCAACUCACAUCUUUUGGUCGUCUUCUUCGAUUUGGAAUAUUUGGUGUAGAAUUUGAUCAAUCAAAUCACAUUAAAUCUUCAUCUGCCUCACGAUCUGCAUCAUGUUCAGCAGGAUGUGUUGACAAUUCAGUGGUUCAGCAAUGUUUGGAUAUUAUAAUUUCAUUGACUGAUCAUUUUUUGGAGAUUAGAUCACGUUCUCGUUCUUGUCCUGUAGAAGAGCUUCAAAAUGCUAUUCGUUUGAUCAAUGUUAUCGGUUUGAAUACACAAUUCCUGUCUGACUUAUUCACAUUACUAACAAGAGAAAGUUAUUCGGUCAACUUAGAAGCAUCAUUUUCAUCUGCACUCCUCAAUUUAAUUCAUUUAAAUCCGGAUAACCGCAAAUUUUCGAAUCCUCAAGGUUGUCGUGUUACAGUGAUGGGUUGGGAUUCUCUUAAUCUCCCAAAUUAUAUUGUGAAGGCAAUCAGUGAUUGUGGCUUAGAACAUCCCACACCUAUACAAACUGCAGCUAUACCUCCUGCACUCCACAGUUUCUCCGAUGUUCUUGGAUCAGCGCCAACAGGAAGUGGGAAGACUUUGGCGUUCGGAAUUCCUCUAGUAUCAAGGGUAUUCUCCCUCAAAAAUCUUGAAAACCAGACUUGUGAAGAAGAGUCCAAAAUUAAUAGCUUGAUUGAUCGACAAAAAUGCGAAGUGGCAUCUUGCGUCAAACCUUGUGGGAAAAGGAAGAAAAAAAAGAAGGAAACCGACAUUUAUUCAGGUUUAGAUGUCAUAGAAGAGUUAGAUGUAAAUACUGGAGAAAUUCGCGCAGUCCAUUCCCUUGGCGAUCCUGUUACAGCAGAUCCUGAAACACUUCCAAUUACCAAAUCUCCUGUUUGUUUUGAACCGAAUUCAAAAAGGAAUCGUGUUUAUGGGCUUGUUCUAGUUCCCACCAGGGAAUUAGCUAUUCAAGUAUGAAAGAGUUUUAUUCUAAAGAAAGUUUCCUUUCUAGUCAUUUUUGACGAUUUGCAAACUUGAUUUUGUUCACAUGUAAUAUCCCCCUAUACUCAUAUCUCGGUUAUUUUACAAUUUGUUUCCAAUUUUCGUUCAUUUUUUCUAUAUAUCUGUCCUAAUAAUGCACUUCACACUGAAAAAUAUUCUCAUAAGGUCGUUAUUUAUCUAAACCGGAUCUUGUAUUAAGAUGUUUAUGUACAGUUGCUUUUUAUGUCUAGAGUCACCAAUCACUUUAGCUUGCAGUUAAAUAAGGUGUUAAAUCAAGACUAAUAAACCGUUAUCUUUCGGUCAGUCAUAGAACAACGUAUGAUCUGGUACAAAUAUGUAACAGUCCUAGUUGUAACCCUUCACAUCAACACAGAAAGAAGAAAGUAACAAAACAAAAAGCGAAACGUUCAGAAGAUGUAGCUGUGAAUUAGUUCUGCAUCUUUACUUGGCCAAUUCGAUAGUAACCAGCAUAGCACGAAUUAACAAUGGGUGAAGAUGUGUGAUACCUAACUACUCUAGUUAAUGAAGGCUAGUACGCGCAUCAACCAUCCUUAUCUAACAAAACAAACCGAAAACCAGUAUUAGUCACUUCUUAAUUUCACUAUACUCAAGAGCGCUAUCUGAAAGACAUUUACCAUUAGUUGCUGGAAACUUGCACACGUUCUUGACCUUCACAGUCCACGCUUUGUAAAUCAUACUGAUGUAAACUCGCCCUCUUCCUCGAUAUUAUAUCUCGUCUGUAAUAAAAGUGGUGCAAACAAGCAAAACUCGAGUUAAUCCUUUGCAUUCUUAUCAUGAUCAUCAUCAUCAACGGCUCGUUAAAAAUUCUUACUCGACCAAUACUCUUCGAUCAACAAGUCUUUAACACGUUAGCGUACACCUUUGACAUGCUUUUCACUGAUAUAUAGUACCAUAAAAUCUCAAUUGUCGGAUCCACCUCUAACCUUUGGGCUAGAAAAUACUACUGUCGGGCCGCGAGAGAUAUGUUUGUGCUUUAAAACCCGUAAAAGGGUAAAUAUGUGGUUUGCAUAUCCACAGUUAGGUUUGAAACCUGCCUAUUUCUGGGAUCACAGUUCUUGAGCUCCAUUUGAACGUCAGAUAAUUAUGAAAGCCAGUUUCUCACACUAUAUUAACCAAAUUCAUAUGAUAUUCCCAUUCGUUCUUAUAAAAUGGAAUAGUUAGUAAUCACAACCCACAUAAUACAGUUAUCUUAACGUCCAAACCAUCGAUAGUAUUAAAGUCUAACUGGCGCUCCUAAACCAACAUCACUAAAAAUCGUUGUUCAUCUCCUACAAGAUCUUGGUGAGUGUUGCCCAACUGAGGGAUUGUUGGAAACCAGUUGAAGUAUUCCUCAACGUCUUCGUAUCAUCACAAUUACCUCUUUUAUCUUCAUCCGCGAUAGUUCUACUGACAACAGAUUUUUCAAUCUGUAAUCUCUAUCAAGUCUAAACAUGUGUUUAUUUUGGUCCUUUGCCACUAUUUUACCCAUAGCUCUUAUUUCCGUUCCUGCUUUAUGUUUAGACUUUGCUAGUACGUUUAAGUCAGUGUUUUCAUUAGUGGUCAUUUUUUUCCUCGAGUAAAUAUAGGUUACACAACAUAUUCGUGCUUUAAUGCGAUAUGUCGAUUGUAUUCGUAUUGAAACUAUCGUUGGUGGAAUAUCAGUUGAUAAACAGCUUCGACUUCUUCGACGUUGUCCGGAUAUACUUGUUGCUACUCCGGGAAGACUAUGGCAUUUUAUUCAACAAGUUAGUUCUUUUUAUUUAUUUGUGUCUUGUAUAGAUUGAUUAAUAAAAUUGAGCCAUUUGUAGAAGUUUGAUUUGUAAUGAGGACAAGACAUCAGAAUUG
Messenger RNA from Schistosoma guineensis, 6864 nucleotides. Lineage: Eukaryota; Metazoa; Platyhelminthes; Trematoda; Strigeidida; Schistosomatidae. The record is from the annotation of a GenBank genome assembly.